CCUUUUCCUCCUUUCUUUAAUCUAACCACUGUGUCCAUUUUUCACUCCUAAAGCUGCCAUACCCAGAGACAGAGAGAGAGAGAGAGAGAGAGAGAGAGGGAGGUGUUUCUCCUUUCUUUAGUCGACGACUCGGGUAAAGGGAGCUCCUUUUGGUGCGUGUCUUGUUUGUCGCUCGCAUUUUGCAGGGCUCCGGAAGACUACAAGCGCUCCCUUUUCCUUUCCCCCUCCCUCCCUUCCCCUUUUCUCUGUUCUGGGUCUCGAUCAGAUUCGGGCCACUGAAGCUCCGGCGCUUCCUCGAUCUGAGUUCUUGGGUCGGUCUUGGGUCGCUCGACCGCGGGACGCCGAGUGUCGAUUCGUUCUAUGAGUCUGGUAGUCUGAAAUGGACGGAGUCGCCGAACGCCAAGCCCCGAAUGCCGAACGGCGCCUCCGCGCCCAUGCUCCGCUGGUUGAUUCUGUAUCAUGCUAUUGCAGAGUCGAUUCCAGCUUAAAAACAGUUGUUGGCGCAAGGAAGUUUGUCCCAGGCUCCAAGAUUUGCAUACAGCCUGACAUCAACCCUAAUGCACACAGAACCAAGAACUCGCGCAGGGAGAGGACCCGAGUGCAGCCCCCACUCUUACCAGGCCUUCCUGAUGAUCUUGCAAUUCUUUGUCUGAUUCGAGUCCCUCGCAUCGAGCAUAUAAAGCUCCGCCACGUUUGCCAAAGAUGGAAGAACGUUGUCAGAAGCAGUUAUUUUUACAACCUGAGAAAGAGUCUUGGACUGGCAGAGGAAUGGGUAUAUGUAAUGAAACGAGAUCGUGAUGGAAGGAUCUCGUGGCAUGCUUUUGACCCUACAUAUCAGCUCUGGCAGCCACUUCCUCCUGUUCCAAGUGAGUAUUCUGAAGCUGUUGGCUUUGGCUGUGCAGUGCUGAGUGGUCACCGCCUGUACUUAUUUGGAGGAAAAGAUCCGCUUAGGGGCUCUAUGAGACGGGUUGUCUUUUACAAUGCUUGGACAAACAGAUGGCAAAAGGCACCGGAGAUGCUCAGGAAACGCCACUUCUUUGGCUUUUGUGUUAUAAACAACUGUCUCUAUGUGGCUGGUGGCGAGUGUGAGGGAACACAAAGGACUCUCCGUUCUGGUGAAGUAUUUGACCCCAACAAACGCCGGUGGAGCCCUAUCACAGAUAUGAGUACAGCUAUGGUGCCUUUUAUUGGAGUUGUCUACGAUGGAAAAUGGUUCUUGAAAGGACUCGGGUCUCAUCAGGAAGUGAUGAGCGAAGCCUAUGUUCCUGAAACUAACACAUGGACCGCAGUUAGUGAUGGGAUGAUCGCAGGUUGGCGCAACCCGAGCAUCUCUUUAAAUGGACAGCUCUAUGCUUUAGAUUGUCGUGACGGUUGCAAGCUUAGGGUUUAUGAUAGAGACACCGAUUCAUGGAGCAGAUUUAUAGAUAGCAAGCUCCAUCUAGGAAGCUCCCGAGCUCUGGAGGCUGCGGCUCUUGUUCCACUGAAUGGGAAGCUGUGCAUCAUACGCAACAACAUGAGCAUCAGUCUGGUCGAUGUUUCAAGUCCUGAUAAGCACGUGGAGACGAACCCUCAGCUUUGGGAAAAUAUUGCCACCAAAGGUCAUUUCCGGACACUUGUCACUAAUCUAUGGUCAAGUAUUGCUGGCCGGAGCGGUUUAAAGAGUCAUAUUGUGCAUUGCCAGGUUCUUCAAGCCUAAGAACCAGCGUUCUUGUUCAUUAAACUCUCUAGAAUUUUGUUCAGAUCAUUAUGCCUGUGUUUCCCUCAAGAAUUUGGGCCGCCUGUGAAUAUGCCGUAGUUGCAGUUUAUGGAGAGAAUCUGCAGCAAUUGGUCAUUGGAUAAAAUGAUGAGCGAAGAGUUGAGAAUGUAAAAUCGAUGGUUUGGAAGACUCAAAUCAACAGAUCGAUUCACUGGAGGCACCGUAUUCCAAAAUGUACUCUGCCUUUCAUGCAAUAUAAUUGUAAUGACAAGGUACAUUGUCAGUUUUAGCAACAGAACUUGAUGUCAUUCAUUUAUAUUCAUCAUGAGAGGAGGUAAUUAUAGACCAGGACAUGCGGCUACAGGGCUGUGCGCCUUUUGUUGUUUGAUUAUUUCGGUAGUAUGAUUUUCGUAAUGUUUGUGAAUAUACAUAUUUUCACAUUUAGAAUGUAUAUACUUAAUUUGUGUUGGCAGUGA
Molecule: messenger RNA, 2172 nt
Organism: Eucalyptus grandis
Lineage: Eukaryota; Viridiplantae; Streptophyta; Magnoliopsida; Myrtales; Myrtaceae
Product: F-box/kelch-repeat protein At1g55270
Exons: 2
Coding region: 380-1696 (438 amino acids)
Molecular function (GO): protein binding
Source: RefSeq, a predicted model, not a curated record